CUCUCCAUACAGGAGCCUUGAUCGUGUGAGGAGGAACACAGCAAAUCCGUCAGACAUCCUGAGGCUGAUGAAGCAGCCUGUUGGGCCGACCCGUACCGCUGUGCGUUCUGCUGACUACAUGAUUAAUGCUGUUAGACUGAUUAAGAGAUCUUUGGAAAGACGGGAAAAACGCUCCAUAAAUGCCACAGAUCUGAUCUCUGACGGGGAUUUGAAGGUCAUUGCUGAUCUGACGGGCUGCUCUGCCCAAAUCCGUCUUCCUUCCUGCAGGACAACUCCCAAUUUGGACAGGUUUCGCACUGGAAGCAGCAACUGCAACAACAAGUGAGGCAACUGC
This is a messenger RNA of Etheostoma spectabile (orangethroat darter), 334 nucleotides long. Its product is annotated as eosinophil peroxidase-like. The record is from RefSeq and is a predicted model, not a curated record. The transcript has 2 exons. Lineage: Eukaryota; Metazoa; Chordata; Actinopteri; Perciformes; Percidae. Bases 68 to 325 code for a protein of 85 amino acids.